GGACAGGGCUGACGGGGGCUGCGGGGGAAAGGAGGAAGGAGGAACGAGGAAGUGGCUGGUCCGGUGGUUGGGGUGGAUGAACCGUGUUCAUUUCGAGGGCUUCAAAUGGAGGUGUUUCCUGAAGUCAGAGCAAUCAUUGAUUUAAGCAUUUUUAAGGACAAAGAAAAUGAAGCACUGGGUAUCAUUAAACUAAGCAAAGUAUGUGGAAAAUGUCAAGGUGGCCUUAAAAGUUAUGAAGUUAUCGAUUCAUUUGAAAAGAUUGAUAAAAUUCACACUGAAUUAACGAAGCUUAAAAUUGGGCUGUCUGGAACAGGCAUUUCAAAGUCCUCGGGCGCAGAACCUCGUGCAUCCUCUGAGGAGGAGAGCUCAGUGUCCUAUGAAGUGAAAUCUUCAAUGUCGUCUGGUACUGAGUUUUCAGGUUCCUCCAGAAAAGAGUCUGUAAAAGCUUCGGGUGCAAAAUCUACAAAGUGCUCUCAUACAGAAUCCGUGAGAUCCGGAAUGGAGUUUGGAAAGCCUGCUACGAAGUCUCUUGGUGCGGGAUCGGCAAGGCUUUCUGAAACGGAAACUCCAGUGCCUCAUGCAUCGCUGAACUCAUGUGAUCAUGAUUUAAUAACUGUAGACAGAACAAUUAUGAGUUACAUUGAAAACACUCAUAAUGAUGAGCUGCAAAAAAUAGAGAGAGAUUUUGAUGUCAGCAGAGAAAUAAUACAUACUGAGCAAUGGUCAACCGUAGAAUUUAUACAAAAUAAGAAAAAGAUACCAUGCUAUGCUGCAAAAGAAAAGUUUAUUGAUUUCUAUCAACGUAUUGUGACAAAUCUAUGCAUGUCAACAAUAACACCUAACCUUAGAGGGAGAGGCCUAACAAUUAAAAACGUGGAAGCAUUUCUCCAAAAGAAUUUUCCAAAAGUUUGGGUUAUAUCUAAGGAUACAGAACUUAAUUUAUUUGGAAGUACUGAUGAUAUUAAGAAAGUUGAAGCUGCCCUGGAUUCCAGUAAAAGGCAAGAGAAUUUUCAACCUGGCCCAUUUGGUGCCAAUACAGUAGACUCGGGCAGGAGGCAACCUUUACAAUCUGAAAGUAAACUCGCCUCAAAUUCAGAUACCAUGAUAAGAAAAGCAAAAGAUGAGGACAAAACAUGUCCAAUUUGCUUGGAUGAAAUGAAGGUCCAAAGAAUAUUAAACUGCAAACAUUCAUUUUGUAGGGAAUGCAUAGACAUAGCUUUUAAAACUAAGUCUGCCUGCCCUGUAUGUGGAGAAGUGUAUGGAGAAUUAAAGGGUAACCAACCUGAAGGUGGCCGGAUGACUCACAGGAUCAUGCAAAUGCAUCUUCCCGGUUAUGACAAAUAUGAUACCAUUGAGAUACACUACCAAAUACCAGAUGGAUUUCAGGGGAAAGAGCAUCCACAGCCGGGCCAAAGGUAUAAUGGUACAGCACGUACUGCUUACUUACCAAACAGUCCUGAGGGGAAAAAGGUGCUCAGGCUUCUACAGCGAGCUUUCAAUCAAAAACUAAUCUUCACUGUUGGAACAUCUAGUACCACAGGGAGAAGCAAUGUGGUGACCUGGAAUGAUAUUCAUCAUAAAACAAGUAUUUUUGGAGGGCCAUCAGCGUUUGGGUAUCCCGAUCCAACCUAUCUGGCAAGAGUGCAGGAUGAGUUGAAGGCCAAAGGAAUUUUCUGAACUGUAUUGUAAAGGAAACAAUAAUGUUCAAUAUUCAUGUGUUGUAGGUGUUGCUGCUUGUAGUUUGAAAAUGCUUUAAUUAAGAUCAUGUAUAUUGCUGCCCAACAACAAUCACUUGUAAGCUUAAUGUAAGUAAAUUAAUGCAUUGACUUUCACAAAGAGCAUAAAUAGCAAUAAUCUGAUCCAUAAUUGCAGUUUCCUUUUGUCAAAUAGAAACUUUAAUUUAUUUGUGGAUUUCUGUGCCAAAUAGUAUAUCUUGGUGCAUUGGAGUAAAUUUACUGCAAAACACAUAGUAAUAUUGCAGCUACUGUGUCAAAUGGCACUGUAAUGACUUCUGGUUUAUUUUUCCCACAAAAAAGAUGUAGGUUCCAGGCACAGAAAAUAUCUUAAGAGUGAUUGUAACUAUUGAAUGUCACAAUUAUCUCAAUUAUCUUGAAAACCAGUAAAUAAAUGUAGCAGGGAAAGACAAUGCGGAGAAUACAAUAUCAAACUAGAAAUUUACCUUAGUUCAUUUCAUCUGCUCUUCCUAUUCCCUAUCACGCUAAUAUUUCAUCUCCUCCUAGAAUAUCUUUUCAUCUCCAAGAAUUUAUAAAAUAGGAUGAUACAAGGAAUACUAAGUCUUUGGAACAGUUCAGUUGUCAAUAAUCAAGGAAGACCACAAAUAUACGAAAAUCAAAUCAAGAACAUGUAAGCAAAAGUGACAGCUGCUUUAUAAGAUAGAAAUAAAGAAUGCUCACUGAUUUUUUUUAAGUCACUUUGAGGCAUUUUCUCUAUUUGAAAUUUAUCUUACUAUUGCACCUACACUGGAUUGAAAUAUCCAGGUGACCAUAAUUACAAUUAUUCUUAUGAAUGUGCCCAUGGAAUAGAAGCAUUACACUCUCCAAGAGAAGUAAAUUAAUAAUCUGGAAACCGCCUUUUAAAAGUGUUAUGUUUGAUAAUCAUGACUCAUUGUAACCAAGCUGAUUUUGUAUUGUACAACAAGAUUUAAGAGAAAUCUGGAACAACUUGUGCUUCAUAGCCUUUUCUCAGUGUGAAGUUCUAUUUUUGAGUUUUACACUGAAAGUGCAUAUUAUGUAUCACAUAUCAUUGAUAAACUACUGCAUCAUAUUAUUCCUUUAUACUUGCAAUACAAACAUACUGUAUAUGUGGCUAGCAGAAAGAUGUUCAAUGUUAGAAAGUAAAUCAAAUUAUGUUGUGUGUUAGCAAAUAACCAUUUAAACCCACUUAAAACUCUUCUGUCUGCCAUUUUACUUGAGGGGUUAUUCUGUGGCUGUAAGAAAUGUAUUUAUCAUGAUUCCUAGGUGUGGUAUCCUUUGUAGUAGUUUCCCAUUUAAUAUUGCAGCAGAGUGCAAAAUGUUGAUAUUACUUUGUAGCUGAAAGAGCAGCUCAACCUUAUUGAAAUAAAUUUGUGUGAAAAUGACAUCUUUACCAAUGAGAGAUAUUUUACUUUUGUACAUUGUCAUGCAUCAAAAUAAAUUUGCCUCACCUUGAUGGUGUAUAUUUUGUAUUGCAGCUUAUCCAUGUGACCCAUCUUUAAAAACACAAAGUAAUAUUCAGUUCAAAGAGUAACUUUUAUGAUUCAGUGAGAAACUUGUUUGUAAUAUUUCACUCCACAAUCUGUGCACCUCAAUCUUGUCAACAAAAUAUAAUCUUAGCUGAACUCGCCCACUAAAAUAAAUUGUAUACCUGUAGCUGGUUUGGUUGGAUGAUUUGAAUAGUACAAAGUACUUUAUGCCUUGUAGCUCUACAUUGAACAUCUAUCAUAAACUAUCACCCACUGUAACCAGUCUGUAUAAAAGAUGACUCAAAAUUCCUUCAUGUUAGUUAAGUGCAAAGGAAUGGAUACCGUGAUAUUUACAAAAUUGUAGAUGAUCAUAAUUUGAUAAAGCUGCUUUAUGCAAUUCACCAUGCCAGAUGGUUUAGACUCAGUUUUCAUGUUCUUACAUUUAAAUUCUUAAGAUUUGGAUUAUAGUUGUUACACAUACUCAGUUUUGCAUGAUUUGUGAUAUCCUAAAUAGCCAAUGUGAACAAUGGUGAAUUCAUUUAAUAUUCAGAGUAAGGCUAUUCCACUGUCUCAAUAUUGGAAAGUAUUUGGUUACUGUGGAGACGUGAUGAUGAUCAACAUUGGGAAUAAAGUCUUUUGCUCCCUCAGCGUUGCUUUAAUUAUCAGAAAA
This is a messenger RNA of Mobula hypostoma (lesser devil ray), 3851 nucleotides long. RefSeq lists its product as uncharacterized. Lineage: Eukaryota; Metazoa; Chordata; Chondrichthyes; Myliobatiformes; Myliobatidae. Gene Ontology annotation, cellular component: nucleoplasm. The transcript has 4 exons. The record is from RefSeq and is a predicted model, not a curated record. Gene Ontology annotation, molecular function: ubiquitin protein ligase activity. Gene Ontology annotation, biological process: Notch signaling pathway; protein ubiquitination. Bases 106 to 1677 code for a protein of 523 amino acids.